Molecule: messenger RNA, 2476 nt
Organism: Periophthalmus magnuspinnatus
Lineage: Eukaryota; Metazoa; Chordata; Actinopteri; Gobiiformes; Gobiidae
Gene: ercc2
Product: excision repair cross-complementation group 2
Exons: 23
Coding region: 159-2441 (760 amino acids)
Biological process (GO): transcription by RNA polymerase II; nucleotide-excision repair; positive regulation of mitotic recombination
Cellular component (GO): nucleus
Molecular function (GO): hydrolase activity, acting on acid anhydrides, in phosphorus-containing anhydrides; damaged DNA binding; ATP binding
Source: RefSeq, a predicted model, not a curated record
GCAACGGAUCAGGCAGGUGCUGUUCUCCAAAUGCACAUUUUUGUCGGUCCAAAUAAUAAUUUGAAUAUUUUUACCAUUACACAUGCUAUGGCGCUCUAAAAAAGUUAAAGACAAUAUAAGAAGCAGGAGAAGCAGUGACAUUUUGCCCAAGCCCCGAGAUGAAGCUGAACAUCGACGGCCUGUUGGUCUACUUCCCGUAUGACUACAUCUACCCAGAGCAGUUCUCCUACAUGCUGGAGCUCAAGAGGACCCUGGACGCCAAAGGUCAUGGAGUUUUGGAAAUGCCAUCAGGAACUGGGAAGACCAUCUCCCUCCUUUCUCUAAUAGUUGCCUACCAAAGGGCUUUCCCUCUGGAAGUGACCAAGCUCAUCUACUGCUCCAGAACUGUGCCAGAGAUCGAGAAGGUUGUGGAGGAACUGCGGAAGCUGAUGGAGUUUUAUACCAAACAAACAGGAGAGAGCAAUAACUUCUUGGCUCUGGCUCUGUCCUCUAGGAAGAACCUGUGCAUCCACCCAGAGGUGAGUUCGCUGCGCUUUGGCAAAGAGGUGGAUGGGAAAUGUCACAGUAUGACGGCCUCAUACAUACGAGCCCAGCGCCAUAGCAACCCCAGCCUGCCUGUGUGCCGCUUCUACGAGGAGUUCGAUGCUGUGGGUCGCCAGGUCCCUCUGCCCCCGGGCGUCUACAAUCUGGACGACCUGAAGGACUAUGGACGGAGGAAAGGUUUCUGUCCGUACUACCUGGCACGCUAUGCAAUUCUCCAUGCCAACAUUGUGGUGUACAGCUACCACUACCUUCUGGACCCCAAGAUUGCAGACCUGGUGUCCAAGGAGCUGGCCAAGAAAUCAGUAGUGGUGUUUGAUGAGGCUCAUAAUAUAGACAACGUGUGUAUUGACUCAAUGAGUGUGAACAUCACCAGGAGGACUCUGGAUCGCUGCCAAAACAACGUGGACACACUGCACAACACCAUCCAGAAUAUAAAGGAGACUGAUGCUGCCCGCCUGAGGGAGGAGUACCGGCGUCUGGUUGAGGGGCUGAAGGAAGCUCAUGUGGCUCGAGAGACCGACGUGUACCUGGCCAACCCUGUGUUACCAGACCAGAUCCUCAAAGAGGCCGUCCCAGGCACCAUCCGCACAGCCGAGCACUUUGUAGGCUUCCUGCGCCGCUUCAUGGAAUAUCUCAAGUCUCGCCUCCGGGUGCAGCAUGUGGUGCAGGAGAGCGCCCCCCAGUUCCUCAAGGACAUCUACGAGAAGGUGUGCAUUGACAGGAAGCCACUCAGGUUUUGUGCAGAGCGUCUGCAGUCUCUCCUCCGCACGCUGGAGAUCGCAGAUAUCGCAGACUUCUCCGCCGUCACCCUCAUCUCCAACUUUGCCACAUUGGUCAGCACCUACAGCCAAGGAUUCACCAUCAUCAUUGAGCCAUUUGAAGACAGAACACCGACCAUCGCCAAUCCAGUGCUGCACUUCAGCUGCAUGGACCCUUCCAUCGCCAUCAAACCAGUGUUCCAGAGGUUCCAAUCAGUCAUCAUCACCUCAGGGACACUGUCUCCUCUGGACAUCUAUCCUCGCAUGUUGGACUUCCAGCCCGUCACCAUGGCGUCCUUCACCAUGACACUAGCACGGACAUGCCUCUGUCCCCUAAUCGUGGGCCGGGGAAAUGACCAGGUGGCUCUGAGUUCCAAGUUUGAGACACGAGAAGACUUUGCGGUCAUUCGCAACUAUGGCAACCUGCUGCUGGAGAUGUCGGCCAUAGUUCCUGAUGGCAUCGUGGCUUUCUUCACCAGCUACGUGUACAUGGAGAACAUCGUGGCCUCCUGGUACGAGCAGCGCAUCCUGGAGAACAUCCAGAGGAACAAGCUGAUCUUCAUCGAGACACAGGACGCAGCAGAGACCAGCAUGGCCCUGGAGAAAUAUCAGGAGGCGUGUGAGAACGGCCGAGGAGCCAUCCUGCUGUCUGUGGCACGCGGAAAGGUGUCUGAGGGCAUUGACUUUGUGCACCACUUUGGCCGGGCGGUCCUCAUGUUUGGUGUGCCAUACGUCUACACUCAGAGCCGCAUCUUGAAGGCUCGCCUGGAGUACCUAAGGGACCACUUCCAGAUCCGAGAGAACGACUUCCUGACAUUUGACGCCAUGAGACAUGCGGCGCAGUGCGUGGGCCGCGCUAUCCGAGGCAAGACUGACUACGGACUCAUGAUCUUUGCUGACAAGCGAUACGCCCGAGCUGACAAGAGGGGCAAGCUCCCACGCUGGAUCCAGGAGCACAUCAGCGAGGGCAGCCUCAACCUGACAGUGGACGAGACCGUGCAGCUCGCCAAGCACUUUCUCCGACAGAUGGCACAACCCUUCAGACAGGAGGACCAGCUAGGCCUGUCUCUGCUCACUCUGGAGCAGCUGCAGUCAGAGGAGAUGCUGCAGAAGAUCACUCAGAUGGCCCACCAGAACUGACCUCUGACACCCCUCCACCACCACAUACUGUCAUC